AUGGAGCCGGCCGGGGCCCCGCCGCAGGGCUGCGCCCCGGCCCGGGAGGCGGAGGAGCCCCCGGGGUCCCCGGCCCUCCCCGACGAAGAGCCGCAGGGCGGUCAGCCCGCCGGCUCAUCCCCGGAGGAGGGAUUGGCGCUCGCCGCGGCCGGGCGGGAGCGGUGCCGGAGCCGCCGCGGUACCGGCCCGCAGGGCCCUCCCGGACGGGCGGCGCGGGGCAGGGGGAGGCGGGCUCCGGGCCGGCGCGGAGGGGAGGAGGGGGUCCGAGCCGGCCGGAGGCCCCGGGUCACGGUGGACAGUUCCAAGGCCAAGACCUCGCUGGAGGCGCUGAAGAUCAGCCUGAGGCAGCUCCGCUGGAGGGAGUUUCCUUUUGGCAGACGCUUGCCGUGUGAUAUCUAUUGGCAUGGGGUAUCAUUUCAUGACAAUGAUAUAUUCUCAGGUCAAGUCAACAAGUUUCCAGGCAUGACAGAGAUGGUUCGGAAAAUCACACUGAGCCGUGCCGUGCGAACGAUGCAGGAUCUGUUUCCUCUGGAAUAUAACUUCUAUCCUCGGUCCUGGAUUCUGCCAGAAGAAUUUCCCCUCUUUGUGGAUGAGGUUCGUGUGAUGAAAGACAGUGAUCCAUCUUGGAAGCCUACUUUUAUUGUAAAACCUGAUGGAGGAUGCCAAGGGGAUGGAAUCUACCUCAUUAAAGACCCAAGUGACAUCAGGCUGACAGGAAGCAUCCAGAGCCGCCCUGCUGUGGUCCAGGAAUAUAUCUGCAAACCACUGCUUGUUGACAAACUGAAAUUUGAUAUUCGUCUUUAUGUCUUACUGAAAUCUUUAGAACCCUUAGAGAUUUAUAUAGCCAAAGAUGGACUUUCUAGAUUUUGUACAGAGCCCUACCAAGAGCCCACUCUGAAAAAUUUGCACCAGGUUUUUAUGCACUUAACCAACUAUUCACUGAAUAUCCACAGUGGGAAUUUCAUCCAUUCUGACAAUGCAAACACUGGCAGCAAGAGGACUUUCUCAAGCAUUCUGUGCAGACUGUCUUCCAGAGGAGCUGAUGUCAAAAAGCUGUGGUCAGACAUAAUUUCACUGGUGAUUAAAACAAUUAUUGCACUGACACCAGAACUGAAAGUUUACUAUCAGUCUGACAUACCAGCAGGAAAGCCUGGGCCAACUUGCUUCCAGAUUUUAGGGUUUGACAUUCUCCUGAUGAAAAACUUGAAGCCCAUGUUACUAGAAGUAAAUGCAAACCCCAGCAUGAGAAUAGAACAUGAGCAGGAGCUUUCUCCUGGAGUAUUUGAAAAUGUUCCAAGCCCUGUUGAUGAAGAAGUGAAAGUAGCUGUUAUCAGAGACACUCUUCGGCUGGUGGACCCUCAGAAAAAAAAGAGGAAAGAUAUCCAGUGUCAGACUCUGGAUCCGGUGUCGGAAGCCAAGGAGGAGGUGCUGGAGGCUGGACAGGAGCAGGAUGGUGGCCGUGGUCCUGAGCCUGGGCUCCCUUCCCUCUGCCUCAAGCAAGUGUUCCCCAAGUAUGCCAAGCAGUUCAGCCACCUGAGGCUGGUGGACAGGGUGGCUGCGCUCUUCAUCCGCUUCCUGGGUGUCAAAGGGACAACCAAGCUGGGCCCAACGGGGUUCCGAACCUUUAUAAGAAACUGCAAGCUGAGUAACAGCAAUUUUUCAAUGGCUGCUGUAGAUAUCUUGUACAUUGAUAUUACAAGAAGGUGGAACAGCAUGGGAAUGGAGCACAGGGAAUCAGGGAUGUGUCUCCAAGCCUUUGUGGAGGCUUUCUUCUGCCUGGCUCAGAAAAAAUACAAGUCUCUGCCACUCCACGAGCAGGUGGCAUCACUGAUUGAGUUCUGUGAGGAUCACUUGGCUGCCCUGGACGAGAAGCGCAUGCGGCGGAGCGCAGCGGUGCCCGGGCAGGCAGAGGGACUGCACCUGACACCAGCCCCACACCCCCCCCUCCUGCAUCGCACGGCCACAGCUGGGAAAUGUACAGAUUACAGAAGUCAUCGUUAUUAACAGGGCUGAUUCACCAGGACAGAACUGAUAAUUAAUCCCCAGGUACACAGGGGUGCUGUGGGAGGAGAGGCAGACUCUUGAGUUCCUUCCUCUGGUAGUGGCAAUUAUUUAUUUCAGCUUAUUUAUUUAUUUAUUUAUUUACACUCUUCAAAAAGCUCCCUAUUGGCUACUGAUUUACCACUCUGUUGGACCCAGAGUACCCCUCAGGUGACAAUCUGUGCUUUCAUCCCAAGUGUACAGAAAACCAGCAGUGAGGACAAGGACCAAGCCACGCGGGUGUCAGCCGUGGGUUCACUCGGAUGGAAGGAGUUGCCUUGCUCCCUGUGCCAUGGAAACCCAGUGAGGAGCUGCAGAUCCAAAUACCUGUUGUGGACUUUGAAAAACCAACACCUGGAAUUACACGUGUGGUCAGACUUCAGGCUUUGAGCCUCUUCUUUCAGUGGCUUGGACUGUCUGUGUUGGAAUCAGUACAGAUUUGGUCAUUGUCUAUGCACUUGUUUUUUAAAGUCAGUCUUAAAAACACUGAAAUCAUAACUUUGGCUUGUACUUCUUUGUACAUGUCUUUGCCAUGACAAGUACUGUUAAUUUUUUAAAGAAAAACUACGGAUAUUUAUCCUUUUGCUUCCACAGGACCAAUCAUCUCACACUUACAGAAAGAUUUAUAUCAUUAUGUCAAACUUGGUGAAUCAAGUGGUGGUUUUAUCUUCAGGUACUAAGUGCUGCUGCUGCACACAGUGUGAAGGCCCAAGGGUUCAUUGAAAUUCCAGUGAAACCAAUCCUGUCACUGACUUUAGCUUAAGAUAAUUAUAUUCUAGGUUUGCUUAUUUUUUGCCUUUUGCAUGUUUGUUACCCUAUUUGGACCUAUAGUAACACCUGGAGCAGAUUUGUUUUGUCUUCACAUGUAUUCUUCAUUUUUCCCUUAAGUAACAGUAUAAUUCUGUACAGAGUAGAUUUAUAUUAUUUAACAGGAUGUUUUGUCACAGAUGCUGGGCUAUACCACUGGAGCUGUGCAGAGAAAUCUUAUUUUUCAAGGAAUGAGCCAUGACUUUCAUAAUCAUGUUCUGCUUGAAGGGGGAAUAAUCUGAACUUGGACCUAUGGGGCUGCUCAGAUGAAUUCUUUUUGCUCUCAGAUUUCAUUACAAGAACAUAUAUCUGCAUCUGAAUUUUAUUUCCCUCCUUUGUUCUCUUCUCCAGUGUUAAUGAACCUGCUGGUGUUCUGGUGUUCUCAUAUGUCAGGAACUGCAGGGCUGGGAGAUGGCCUCUGGGUGCUGAGGUUUGGGUCAAAGAACUCCACCUGAGCACAACCUCCUGAUGUUCCAAGGCUGCUGAAUAAGCAACCUGACCUUACCCAAAUGCACACACAGCACUGAGGGAGUUUUUACCGUAGGAAAAGUUCAGGGUUUCUUUCCUGGUGUCUUUUGUAAUCACCAUGACUGUGUCUCUAGAAUGGCACUGCAGUAGAAAACUCAAAAAGAAGCUGGUCCCCAGCAUGUGUGAAUGUCAGGUGUGGACAUCCCUCCUUCUGUCUUUUCCUGUAAGAGCAGUAGGAGAAGAUCUUCUUUACUUCAGCAGUUGGUUUGAAAUUUUAGGUAUUGUAAAUAAGAAGACAAUUGCAGACUAAAGCCACUGCCCUCAGCCUUGUUGAAGUUUCAUAAAGAUUAUUGCAGUAUGAAGAUGAAAUGGCAAACUCCAAGGUCUGGCAUCUGUCAGAACAAAUGAAGCUGAAAAGGUAAUUUUUUUUGCACUUUCAUUGUAAUAUAUUUGAAGACAUUCACAAGUUGAAAAAUGGUUACUUCUCAUUUUGUGACAUCUGACAUUUGUCUUGCAAUUGGCAGCGUGUUCCUAGAAACCAGCUCACAGAUUCUCUCAUCUUGUGAUUGAUGUCCUGUAAAGGCAGAGUUAUAGAGGAGCUGGAUUUGAAACGCUGCAGCUGGGAGUGCCUUUCCUUACAGCUUUCAAGUCAUACAGUCUGUGGCCUGAGCUACUCAGGUUUUGCUUUGUGUAAGUUACCCUGAUCUCCAUGGAAUAAAUUAACUGUUGUAUAUAUUGAACACUGGUAAGAUCUCUCUGUUUUUAGAGAUCUUUAUAUUCUCUGGAUUGAGUUCAGAUUUUUGUAGCCUGUGCACACAGAGGCUGAUGCAGUAUGACCUGCCUGUCUCCCACUUCAAAUAUGAAGGGUCCCUUGUUUGAAUUGUCAAAAUACUGAGUUAUCUGCCUCUAGUAAUCCAGUGUUCAUGUAUUUAUGUAAUUGGAAAAUUGAAUGCCAUAUUAUCCUUGAGGGGGAUAAAACAGAAGUGUACUUCAGAGAUUUAAUGACAAAGCUGCAUUUCUCUUCCCUCCCAUCUAAUGCAAUUUCCUCUGCAUAUUAUCUAGCAUCCAAAGCAAUUUCAUGUAGCCUUUAAGUUACCAGUCUGUGCACACACAAAAAUAACCAGAACCACUUUAUUCAGAACAGGAAUGCCAGUGCACUGAUAAUCUGUUAAUCCUGAGGUAGCUUUCUAGGAAGAGAAACAAUACAUGAAUGGUAGCAGGCAUUGGGGUUUAGUGGUACUUUUCUGUAUAUUAUAUUCUGAGAAAAGCACAGCACUCACUAUUCCAUUAUAUGAAGGUUGCACACCAGUGAAAUCUUGUUGCCAGACACACUGGGUUUAAAUCAGAAUAGAGCACUUAAAUGUGAGGAAAAUUGAGGCAAGUGAGUUUCCACCCAGACAUCCCCCAUCCCUCCAGGUUUCUGCCUAGCCCCAAAGUGCCCAAAUUCACUGGAUGAGUUCUCACUGGAUUUUGAGUUCUUUCUUAGCAUGAAGCUGUUGUAGACUGAAUCACCUCAAUUUGCUUUAUCUGGAUGGUGCUUGUCAAGCUCAGUUUCCCUCUGUCCAAAUGCCCAGCUUGCCCGUUAGAGCUGAAUGCUUUGGGAACAUGUAAUUAAUGUACAGCAAGGCCAUCACUUCACUUGCCACACAGUCCUUGAUACUUGAGUUUAAAAUCUGGAUGAUACUUGGCCAGUGACACUCUCUGGUGAGAGCCCCAAGUCCACCCACCUCAGCAUGGAUCUUGUCAGCUGGAGCUCCCACCCUCAAGCUGUGCAGCUGACUCCUCUUUCCUGGCUUUUCUCCUCUCAUUGCAUUAAUCUUGCCUUCAGCCUGUCAUCAGGAGGUCCAAGCAUCCUUCCUAGAGAUGGGAAACCCUGGUGAGGAGGAGGGACCUCAUCUUCCUCCUGCCCCAGCCUCGGGUGGUUGAUGGACAGCAGGGUGGGGACAUUCCCCAAGUCUUUGUUUUUUGGGUGCUGGAGUUGGAAGGGGCUGGAGCUGCUGCAGUGAUCUUGGGGCUGACAAGGGGGUUGCUCAUGCUCUGCUGGAUGUGGGAGUCCUCAAGGGCUGCCCUGGGACUAUGGGGAGAGCUGGGGCCUCCUGGAUGCUGCCUCAGCUCUGCACUUGCUCAUUACAGCCCAGGCUAUGAGUGACCUUCAUAGUCACAGCUCCAGGGUUCUCACCAGCACUGUCUGACCUUACUCUGAUGGACAGUGACAAUCUGCUUCUAAAUAUCACUCUAUUCCUUCUAAUUUGCUUUCCAUCAUGCUUUGCUGUGUUUCUUCUUAAUUCCACAGUUCUGUUUCUCAGCUUGCCUAAUAAACUGAUGUGGUCAAUCUGGCUGAA
Messenger RNA from Calypte anna (Anna's hummingbird), 5657 nucleotides. It is a transcript of the gene TTLL11, whose product is annotated as tubulin tyrosine ligase like 11. The transcript has 9 exons. NCBI's taxonomy places the organism in Eukaryota, Metazoa, Chordata, Aves, Apodiformes, Trochilidae. The record is from RefSeq and is a predicted model, not a curated record. Gene Ontology annotation, cellular component: cilium. Gene Ontology annotation, biological process: protein polyglutamylation; microtubule cytoskeleton organization. Gene Ontology annotation, molecular function: tubulin-glutamic acid ligase activity; tubulin binding. Bases 1 to 2004 code for a protein of 667 amino acids.